AUGGAUAACAAUAUUGAAGGUUCAUCAAAUUUAUCAUCUUCAAGCUCUGAUGAUGAUAACUAUGCAGAAAGUUUUAGUGCAAGGCAAAAACUGAUCGCUAAGGUGAUUUCUACCAAUAAUCAAAUUGUCUUAAAUUAUCUCAAUGAAGGAAGCAACAAAAGCAGACAUCGAGGCUCAAUUCUUGGUCAUAAGAUGAUCAAUCGUAAUCGUGAAGCUGCUGAUCGUAAUCCAUUCAAUGAUUAUUUCGCCGAAAAUGCAUUGUAUAAUGAUGCAAUGUUUCGAAGAAGAUUCAGAAUGGGACGAAAUUUAUUUAUGCGUAUCUGUGAUGCUGUUACUAAUCAUGACAACUAUUUUAUACAGAAAAGAGAUGGGCUUGGAAGACUUGGUUUGUCAAGCUUGCAAAAAAUAACAGUUGCAUUUCAGAUAUUAGCAUACGGUGUACCAGCAGAUGCUACUGAUGAGUACAUUAAAAUAGGAGAAUCAACUGCUAUUGAAAGUGUGAAACGAUUUUAUCGUGCCGUUGUUGAAGUUUUUGGAGGGCAGUACCUACGAUCUCCAAAUGCUCACGAUGUUGCUAGGCUACUUCAUAUUGGUGAGUUACGAGGUUUUCCAAGUAUGUUAGGUAGCCUAGAUUGCAUGCAUUGGAGAUGGCAAAAUUGUCCAACAGCUUGGGCAAGACAAUAUUCUGGUCGUAGUGGAAAGCUAACAAUUAUUCUAGAAGCUAUAGCCGAUUAUGAUCUGUGGAUUUGGCAUGCGUAUUUUGGGUUGCCAGGAUCGAACAAUGAUAUUAAUGUACUUGAGUCUUCUCAUCUUUUUGCUAAUCUUGCUGCAGGUAUUAUAAUUCCUGCUCAUUAUGUCAUUCAAGGAAAAGAGUACAAUAUGGGUUACUAUUUAGCUGAUGGUAUAUAUCCAAAAUGGUCAACACUUGUUCAAACGAUUCAUGCUCCACAAGGUCGAAAGAAUAAAUUAUUUGCAAUGAAGCAAGAAGCGUGUAGAAAGGAUGUUGAGCGAGCAUUUGGCGUGCUCCAAUCAUGCUUUGCAAUUGUUAUAGGACCUUCACGUUUUUGGUAG
Zingiber officinale is the source of this 1071-nucleotide messenger RNA. RefSeq lists its product as uncharacterized. Bases 1 to 1071 code for a protein of 356 amino acids. NCBI's taxonomy places the organism in Eukaryota, Viridiplantae, Streptophyta, Magnoliopsida, Zingiberales, Zingiberaceae. The transcript has a single exon. The record is from RefSeq and is a predicted model, not a curated record.